CCCCGCCCCUCGGCCCCCCCCCCCAGCACCCCGGCCUCGGGGGGUGUGACAAUGGACUAUGACUUUAAAGUGAAGCUGAGCAGCGAACGGGAGCGGGUCGAGGACCUGUUUGAAUACGAGGGCUGCAAAGUUGGUCGAGGCACUUACGGGCACGUCUACAAGGCGAAGAGGAAAGAUGGGAAGGACGAUAAAGACUACGCUUUAAAACAAAUAGAAGGAACUGGAAUCUCCAUGUCAGCAUGCAGAGAAAUAGCAUUACUUCGAGAGCUUAAGCACCCAAACGUCAUCUCUCUUCAGAAGGUGUUUCUGUCUCAUGCUGAUCGGAAAGUAUGGCUUCUCUUUGACUAUGCUGAACAUGACCUCUGGCAUAUAAUUAAGUUUCACAGAGCUUCAAAAGCCAACAAGAAGCCAGUUCAGUUACCUCGGGGAAUGGUGAAAUCACUGUUGUACCAGAUCCUAGAUGGGAUUCACUAUCUCCAUGCCAACUGGGUGUUACACAGGGAUUUGAAACCUGCUAAUAUUUUAGUUAUGGGUGAAGGUCCCGAGCGAGGAAGAGUAAAAAUUGCUGACAUGGGCUUUGCCCGAUUAUUUAAUUCACCUUUGAAGCCUUUAGCAGAUUUGGAUCCAGUGGUUGUAACAUUCUGGUACCGAGCUCCAGAAUUACUCCUUGGAGCACGACAUUAUACCAAAGCAAUUGAUAUUUGGGCUAUAGGGUGUAUAUUUGCAGAACUACUAACGUCAGAACCAAUAUUUCACUGUCGACAAGAGGACAUCAAAACUAGUAACCCUUACCACCAUGACCAGCUGGACAGAAUAUUCAAUGUAAUGGGAUUCCCUGCAGAUAAAGAUUGGGAAGAUAUAAAAAAGAUGCCCGAACAUUCAACAUUAAUGAAAGAUUUCAGAAGAAAUACGUACACCAACUGCAGCCUUAUCAAGUAUAUGGAAAAGCAUAAAGUUAAACCUGAUAGUAAAGCAUUCCAUUUGCUUCAGAAGUUGCUCACUAUGGACCCAAUAAAGCGAAUUACCUCAGAGCAGGCCAUGCAGGACCCCUACUUCCUAGAAGACCCACUUCCCACAUCAGAUGUUUUUGCCGGUUGUCAGAUCCCUUACCCCAAACGAGAAUUUUUAACAGAAGAAGAACCUGAUGACAAAGGAGACAAAAAGAACCAGCAGCAGCAGCAGGGCAAUAACCACACUAACGGAACUGGCCAUCCGGGGAACCAGGACAGCGGCCACGCACAGGGGCCCCCCUUGAAAAAAGUGAGAGUUGUCCCUCCUACCACUACCUCAGGUGGACUCAUCAUGACCUCCGACUAUCAGCGUUCCAAUCCACAUGCUGCUUAUCCCAACCCUGGACCAAGCACAUCACAACCCCAGAGCAGCAUGGGAUACUCAGCUACCUCCCAGCAGCCUCCACAGUACUCACAUCAGACACAUCGGUACUGAGCUGUGCUGGAGUCUGUCAGUGCACUGUUGCUCAUGCUGCAGGGCUGGCUGCAGCACUCUGCGGGAACCUGGUGUGGGCCAUGCGAAUGUACUGUACAACCACAUCUUCACAAUGUCCAAUAGCCAAGUUCCACCAGUUGUCACAGAUUGGGGUGGUAGCUUCCAGGUUGUACCUAAGUUUGGAGUUAGACUUGAAAAGAAAGUGCUAGCACAGUUGUGUCGUCGGUUUGCUACUUCCAUAGUUUACUUGACAGGGUUCAGACUGACCAAGCAUAGUUUUCAGUGACAGUCUGUAGCAGUUGAAGCUGUGAAAUGUGCUAGGGCAAGCAUUUGUCCUCGUGUGUGGUGACUUUCAGUGUAACAGCGUUAUCUGACCAAUAGUACACACAAGACGUAAGGUUUAACUGGUACUUGAAACACAGAUUAUGUUAACAAAAUAACUGAGACUUUAAAAGAUUAUUUUGGUACACCUUUCUUUUUAGUGUCUUAUCAGUGGGUUGAUUCAUCAUCUACAGAAAUCAGUGUUUUAUGACCAAGAAUAUCGCUUGGAUUGUUUUGAAAGUACAAAAGAACUGCAUAGUUUCUACUGACAGGUUUCAGAACUCCCAAAGAAUAAUUUCCAACUUAGAAGUUUGUUUUUAUUGUCAACCUAUGACUUGACUGGUCUUAAAGCUGCUAUUUGAUAGUAAUUAAAUAUGUUGUCAUUGAUAUAAACCUGUUUGGUUCAGCAAACAAACUGAGAUGAUUGUCACAGACAGUGUUUUAUUUUUCUCGUUGGUGUUGCUGAUUUGUGAGCAUGCUUUCCGAUGAAAAAAGCAUGAGUGGUAACCUCCUUAAAAAGGCACGGCAUCCAGUUCACAUUCUUUUGUCCUGAUUUAAAGCUGGGUAGUAUAGUGCUCUUUAAACUUUGUUCAGUUGACUUUUCUUUUUAAAAAGUUGUUCACACAUUUUUUUAGGGUGCCCUUACUUCAGCAAAGGAGAAGGAGUAGGAGAGCCUUAGAAUUUUUGAGGGGAAAAUACAAAGCUAUAACAUACAACGUACUGUAUCAAACUAUUUUACAUGAAUGACACAAGUAUUCUGAAUAAAAAAUUGAACAUUGUUAAAAACAAGGUGUUAUGUAAUAAAUUUAUUUUUCAUAAAUCAA
Cricetulus griseus (Chinese hamster) is the source of this 2591-nucleotide messenger RNA. The record is from RefSeq and is a predicted model, not a curated record. Lineage: Eukaryota; Metazoa; Chordata; Mammalia; Rodentia; Cricetidae.